Messenger RNA from Peromyscus eremicus (cactus mouse), 634 nucleotides. Its product is annotated as cytochrome c oxidase assembly protein COX19. Gene Ontology annotation, cellular component: mitochondrial intermembrane space. The record is from RefSeq and is a predicted model, not a curated record. The transcript is spliced from 3 exons. NCBI's taxonomy places the organism in Eukaryota, Metazoa, Chordata, Mammalia, Rodentia, Cricetidae. Gene Ontology annotation, biological process: mitochondrial respiratory chain complex IV assembly. The coding region runs from base 101 to 379 and encodes 92 amino acids.
GCAGGCCCACCGCUCGACUAGCUCGGCGCUUCCUGGGCCUGCUCGGUGCUCGGCCGUCCGCCCUGCGUUGCCGCUGCUCCCUGCUGUUGCUCCGGCCGUCAUGUCGACCGCAAUGAACUUCGGGACCAAAAGCUUCCAGCCGCGGCCCCCAGACAAAGGAAGCUUCCCGCUGGACCACUUCGGUGAAUGUAAAAGCUUUAAAGAAAAAUUCAUGAAGUGUCUCCGCGACAAGAAUUUUGAAAAUGCUUUGUGCAGAAAUGAAUCUAAAGAGUAUUUGAUGUGCAGGAUGCAAAGGCGACUGAUGGCCCCGGAACCACUGGAAAAGCUGGGCUUUAGAGAUAUGAUGGAUGAGAAGCCAGAGGCCAAGGACGAAUGUUGAGAGGAGAGCUACGGAACCACGUCUCCAGAUGCCUGGAGCAGAGCCUUCUGUCCAUGGGGCCAGGAGACCUGAGACUCACCUGUGCUGCCCAGUGGAGGACGUCCCCAAGGGGACUUUAGAAAAUGGCUCAGCCCUGCAGCACACCCCAAAACGUCUCCUCAGCUGUCCUUGGUUGCCCUUCAGACAGUGGUUUUAUUCUUCCACGUGUAUGUCACAGGAUUCUCUCAGGGUCCAACACCGAUGUGCUAAGAUGUC